Messenger RNA from Brienomyrus brachyistius, 1741 nucleotides. RefSeq lists its product as uncharacterized. Bases 124 to 963 code for a protein of 279 amino acids. The record is from RefSeq and is a predicted model, not a curated record. Lineage: Eukaryota; Metazoa; Chordata; Actinopteri; Osteoglossiformes; Mormyridae. The transcript has 4 exons.
AUCGUGCGCAAGCAGGGGAUGGUUUGAUCGCUACUUCCGCUUAUUUUCCUCCAGUCUGUUUACAUCAGUUUCCUAAGGUGCCUUUUUAGGCUGUUUUAAUAAAUCUCUCUUUUUAAAAACCGAAUGGCUCAAAACAAUGGAGGCGGUGCCCAUUGGUCAAUACAGCGACGUGUGGAGGGUUUGGUGAACAAACACAUGGCAGACAUGGCACUGGAAACACUACAGCAUAGGCUUUCUGUCGUGUCAGAAGAUAUGAACCAUCUGUCAGAAGAAGCGCAGAGGCGUCCUGAGGAGGACGCAUCACGACAUGCAGAGGACGCAUCACGACAUGCGGACAUGAACUUUGACGCGGAGUCACAGUCGGAGGCGUACAGCAGCGGGGGCUCCGAGGGAAAGUUAUCGCAAAUAGCGGCAUCCUCAGAGACGGCAGCUCAAAGAAAAAUCAUAUCGCUUUUGAUUGAGAUUAAAGAGGAGCAGCAAAGGCAGUGGGUGAUUUUAAAGGAACUGCAGGCUAGGAUGCAGGGACCCGUGUGUGACGAUGAUGACGAGACUUUGGAGAUAGAUCUUCCACUGAGGUCCAUGGAACAGCUUGACGAGACCGAGAGGUAUUUGGAGGAUGCAGUCGCACAGAGAAAACUGGUAUCGCACCUGUCGCGGAUGGGUGGGGCCACAGUAGACGACGCCAUCCGACGUCUGAUGCAGGCUGUGCUCUCCUUCGGGGUCGGCUCUGAGAUGAACUGGGCGGGCCGUGGGGAGAAGAGAAGCUUCCGGAACACUAGGCUUCAGGGUGUACUUUUCCGGGCUCUGAAGAAGACGCCAGUUGGAAAGGACGCCACGCAGCACCAGUUCGCAGAUGUUGUAAAAAAAUGGCUCCGGUUCGCCCCCUUCAGGCAGGGUGGGAGUGGACGCCGCCAACAUUACAAACCAGCAGUGGAUUUCAUCUGUACUGAGGGAACCCUGUGAUUCACCUGCAGAGGGAAAUCAUUCAUUUUAAUUCUUUGUUUGUGUUUGAAUUUUGUCACUAUGAAAGUAAAUAUAACUUGUCACUUUAAAUUUAAUCACAUUUAACGUUAUUUAACGUUUUUUUUUCUUACUCAUAUUAAUCUGUGCUAAAAUUUCAAUACCAAAGUCUCGUUAUGGGGCAACUGUUUGUACUGAAUGUCCAUUAUUACCAUUAAAAAGCACUAACUGGUUGAAAUCAAUGAGAAGUGUUAUAUGGACCCAGUAUUGGUAGCAGAAGGCAGUCUCACCUAGCAUAGGUGUCAGAGCUUUGAACCCACACUCUUCUGGUAUGAUGACAUGUUGCUGCCUGCCACAGUACUCAUUAUUCUAAGGCAGUGUUUUCCAGUCCGGGUCUCGGGGACCCACAGCAGUUCAUGUUUUUGCUCCCAUCCACCUGGAAGCUCAGAGGGUGCAAAAAUUUGGACUGGCUGUAGGUCCCCGGGGACUGGAUUGGGAAUCACUGUUCUAAAGUACUUGUAGCUCUUAUUCACAAAGGCUUAAAGAUUCAAACACAAAAUGAUUUACAGCGACGCAUGAAGGAACAUCCCUAAUACAUCUGCAUAAAUCUACUUAAAACUGUAAUGUGACAUUUACAAUGUAAUUGAAGCCUUAAUCCAAUGCAUUGUAUCAUGUAAUUAGGUCAUCUUUUUGAUAGUAUAGAUAAGUUAUAUAACUGUAAAAUGACAUGGUAAUUUGUGCAGACUGCACGUCUUAGCAUAUUUGUGAAGCAUGAUUAAUU